CUUUACCUCCCCCCCUACUUCAUCUUCCUUCCGCCAAGCCAGCUUCAUCUAAUUUCCUAACUGUGACGACUCGACCCCAGGGGCAGAGAGCUAUCCGAUAGUCUGGUCCGAACGCCUCCUGAAGACAUAUAAUACCGUCAAAGCACAAUCUGUAUCAAUCGAGAUGCCAUUGGAGUGCCCGAUUGAUCAGUAGCGCGUUUGCUUAGACCCCGGCUGCUUCACGGCCAACGAUCGAUCACCUCAGGAUGAAUAGAUUGGCAAAAGUUACGCAGUACUUAGCCCGGUUAGAAGAUGCCAGAUGCGACGGAAACUGGGAUGACAUUCCGGAACUCGUUCGAAAGGUCCGCAAGCAUGCCGCCGACAGGCUAUGUAUCACUACCACCGCCGAAAUCGAGUACGCCAUCGUUAAGGCUUCCCAGAAGCAGGCCAUCGGGUCUCGACCUUCAACCGCCGUUUCGACCAGGGAUUUAGACAUCUCCCAGCUGCUUCCUAGACUUCUCAACGCGAUCGAUUCGGAAACCUCGCACCUCGAAGACAAAUACCAGGCCCAGGUGUGUGUAGGAUGGCUUUACUGGACUGUUGGCGAGUAUGGCUCGGCCUCGAGCCACUUUUCCGAGAACAUAGAGAGUGAAGCCGCUCAACCAGGCCAGGCGAAUGGUGCCUCCGAAUGGACAAGGGUGUGCUCUCUCAAGGCUGUGUACCUAAAGGCCAACUGCCUAGCGAGAAGCAACGAACGAGUUGCAGCGUUGGACGUCUUCGAAUCGGCCCUAGUCUCUCCAUCGCACAUUUUAUCGGGCGACAAGGGUCGCAAGCAGUUACGAUUCUGGGCCGAGCUCUUCUUGACUGAGUAUUGCAUGCUACAAGCCCAGGCUCUGGAAAGAGGCGAGAAGGCUCUCGAGGACACCAACUCGCUGGCACCUUUCCGCUCGUGGGCAAAAUACUGGGAUGCUUCUAAGACCCAAGGGACACCGCUUGUGGGCGGCCAUGGCUUUCGCGGGACCGUCCCGAGGAGGAGGGUGUGGAAUGAGUAUUACGCCGCCAUCUCCGGCAUCCUACAACAGGACCUGCCGUUUCCCACCGGCCUUGUCGAUGUCACCAACGAAUCAUCCGCUAGAAGCCAGCUUCGGAUGGAGUUGAAAAAAGUCGAGACAGCCUACGAAGCGCUACUCCUGAGCGAAACGUCUUUUCCGCGCGCCGAUGAACAGAGGCAGGAGGUGGAAGAUUUUGUUGCGGCCGUGAUGAAGAAUUGGGCCGUAUUGAACGGGCACGAUUGGCAUGCACAGGAUCUUGGGCCUAAUGGUAAAGAAGGCCUUAGUCGGGGGAUACUGGACAUUCUCUACCGCGCCGCGACCAAGACAUAUCAUUCGACGGCCAUCCUGCGAUACCUGUUCACGAUUCACCUUUCUGUUGCCGAGUUUGACUUGGCCUUCCACGCCUUCGACUCCUACUUGGAAAUCGUCAAGAAAGGGAAGGCCCGAGUGGACAAAACUGGUCACCCAGAACCGAGUCUGGACGACGAUGCUACCGUCUUGGAAACCCUGUCCCAGGCGAUCACAGCCUUGUGCCAGUAUGGUUUCCGAGACGCCGCGGAGAAGGCACAUGAACUAGGAGCUGAGUUGGAAAGAUUUUUACAGAAGUUGCCAGCACCGCUUCCCAGCGGGCAAGAUCAUAUCACUACGCUGGAGGAGGAAAACGGAAACGGUGUAAUACUGCAUCCAAGGAUACCGUCCCGCGUACACGCCUUAGCGUGGCAAGCCAUCGGUAUCGCGCAAGCACAAUGGUCCCGAGCAACCCAUGAUGCGACUCUGCGGUCCGAAACACAAGCCAAGGCUAUUCGAAGCUUCCAAAAGUCGUUAUCGCCGGAAAAUGGAAACCCAACUGAUGUUAGAACCCUGUUUACGCUCGGUCUACUGCUAGCGGAGCAGAGGGAACUCACGGCAGCCAUCGAUAUCGUCAAGGCCGCGCUUAUGUCUAAUAAGAAGACUAGAGCGUAUCCUGGAUCGGUAUCAUAUUGGCGGGAGCGGUCGCUAAUCCCUCUGUGGCAUCUACUAGCACUCCUAUUGAGUGCCAGGCAGGAUUAUAUAAUGGCCGCAAGGGCCUGCGAAGGGGCUUUUGAGCAGUUCGAUGACCCGACUGUAUUGUUUGGCUCGCAAGACUUGGAAGGGACUUUCCGUAGCGAGCACCUAAAUGACUUGGAGGCUCGGGACGAGAAAUCCUAUUCGAGAGGGGGCUUGGUUGAUGAAAUGGGCGAUCUCGAGAAGGAGGGCAUGAUCGAGGUGAAAAUGACACAACUUGCCCUCCUGGAGCUGUUGGAAGGGCCAGAGGUUGCGGUGAACGCAAGCCACGAACUGUUAGUCUUGUACAAUAGGCUAUUCGGCGAAUUCCAGCCACGAGGGCCAGCGGCAAAUCAAAAGGCGGCCAUGGAGGUGCCCAAAAGCUCCGCUGGCACGGUCAGAAGCAUCUUCGGCAGCCGGUCGGCUGGACCGUCCCGAAAUCAGAAGCAUGCCAGCACCGCAGAGAGCAUCACGUCCACUGUCGCAACGGAGAGGCCCCAGACCGCCCAAACCACCAUUAGUACCGGGACCGCCGCCCCUACUAUACACGUCACCAAAGAAAAUGGCGAAGCUGGGGAGACUCGGCGAUCUAGGAGAUCGAGCAGCAUACGCAGCGAAUCGGCGAGGCGGAAUAGCUUGAAGAAGCGAGAGCCUAGCGCGCAACCGCGGCGAGCCUCCGCGAGCAUAGGUUCUCACGCCCCAACCGUCGCGGACGGCGACGAAUUCUACCCACACCCGCAAGCUGUGGCGGACGGAACGACGCAGGAGCGAGCGGAGAUCUUUACUUGGAGUAGCAAGAGUGACAUAUCGAGACAGCAGUCUCUUUCGAAAGGCCGGGGACUGCAUCGCUAUGAUUCUACCGCUUCGUCGAGACGGGGUUCCGCGAGCGGUUCGGAACCGCUGAUCAUAGACUCACUUACGCCGAGUAACCCGCUACCCAUGGUGCAGUUCCCGAAGGAGGCAGUCAAGCGGCAGAGGCAAACCGUGCUCGUCAAAGUGUGGUUGAUGAUUGCCGCAUUCUAUCGCCGUGCUAACAUGCACGCCGAUGCCAAAGGCGCUAUCGACGAGGCGAGGAAGUUGGUAGACGGCCUAGAAACGGACAUUACCAAAGACGCGAGCGGCUCGGUGACGCUGCAAAAUCCUAGCUGGGGAGGGAAAAGAUCGGUCGAAGAGCUCUGGGCCGACGUGCACACCGAGGUGGGCCAUCUUGCGGCCUCCGAAGGCACAGCUUACGUGGCGAAAGAUCACUUCGAGGAAGCCUUGAUGCACUACCCGAACCAUCUCUCGGCGAUUGUCGGAUUGUCUAACAUACUUCUCGACAUUUACACCGAGGUACUGCUGCCUCCUCCCACGAUACCCGGUAUCGUUCUGCCGGAUGGUGAAUUGGCAACACUGGUCCCGCCGCAUCCCAACGCGCGGAAAGCUCGGGCAGGCUCUUCUCCGCUGAGAGAUGUACCGACACUGCCAUCAACACCGCUGGGUCUCGGAGGCGACGCGACAGACGACGGCUUAAGCUGGCCCCUCCUAAAUAAAACGCCCUCGGUUACUACCGAAUCGGAUGAGCCUUCGACAGAAGAACUCCUGGCACCCUACAAGGCCGUUUCCCUACCUCUCGUCGACCGGCUUGCCGCCCGGGACAGGGCCUACGGGCUUCUAUCUGGACUCACCAGGCUAGGCACGGGGUGGAAUUCCUCGGAUGCGUGGUUUGCCUUGGCUAGAGCCCACGAAGAAAGCGGGCAGUUGGACAAGGCUAAAGAUGCGCUUUGGUGGUGUAUCGAGCUCGAGGAAGGGAUGGGUGUCCGCGAUUGGAAUUGCGUGAGCGCCAGCGGCUACGUGCUAUAGGGCCAACCCGUUCCGCUAGGGCAUCUCCGCGCAAAAAAAGAAAAAGAAAGAAAGAGGAAAAAAACGAAACGAUAGACACCUCUCGGAUAGACGGAAAAGUAACAAGAAGAUUGGCAACUGAUGGAGUUUGGCGGGGACCCUAGUAUGCGAUAGAUUUUUCUCUCUUGUCUUCCGGUCGGGGUGUGGUGUCGUCGUUUCGCGUUAGAAACUCGGCCUCCCCCUUUCACCUUCACCUCUAGAUCGGACUCGAUACCCUCUCGUGGCAUAUCCCACUAUCAUCAGCGGCAUUUAGAUAUUAAUGAUAAUAUAUAGACACCAUUUGGAAAGCUGAACGCUCAUCCCGGUCGAGGAAUUCUUCCUGCCGACUCACAAUCGACAUCCUUCUAGUUUUCGUCCUCAUAAUUCUGGAUCUCGAGUAGUCGUCGACUCUGUAGCAGCAUCUAAACACGGAUACUGUGCAGCGUGCCUCUUUCUAC
Durotheca rogersii is the source of this 4372-nucleotide messenger RNA. Its product is annotated as TPR-like protein. The coding region runs from base 246 to 3896 and encodes 1216 amino acids. Gene Ontology annotation, molecular function: protein binding. NCBI's taxonomy places the organism in Eukaryota, Fungi, Ascomycota, Sordariomycetes, Xylariales, Xylariaceae. The record is from RefSeq and is a predicted model, not a curated record. The transcript is spliced from 4 exons.